GUUGGUCCCAUCCCCCCGUGUGUCAGUUGUGUUUUUAACAUUGUUUUAUCACGCCGCACUGAAAAGAGGGUGUUGUCAGAGCAUAUCCAUGUCCUUAGACCGUAAAAAUGCGUUGCUAAACCCCUUUUAUUCAUCGAGUGUUCAUGAAAAGCGUGGAGCUGUGGGGCAGAGCUUUCGACUUCCUCAGAGGAUUAACAUUAGCUAUACGUGGCUAAGCUAGCUAAUACAAACAACACUGUCAGUGACAAAUUGAACCAGCUCCGGACACAUUUUUGUCCUCCGCUACAGAAAUGCAAGUCAAGAACUGCAUUGUGUCUGCUCCUGGGAAAGCGAUCCUCCACGGAGAGCAUGCAGUUGUACACGGAAAGGUGGCUCUUGCCGUCAGUUUGAACCUGAGAACAUAUUUACGGUUGAAGGCCACCACUGAUGGCAAAGUUUGCAUCAACCUCCCAAAUAUUGACACAUUUGUCUGCUGGGACCUGUCUGAGCUUAAGCAGCAUAUUCCUGCUAAGAUGGAGGAGGUGAAACGUCUGGACCCUGAGCUUUUGAGAAGACUACGUGAAUUUGUUGGUGUAACAAAUGGAAACCUGGAUUCUUGCAACAUGGCCACCUUAGCCUUCCUCUACAUCUACCUCUCACUGUUUGGAUCAGGCGAGCUGCCCAGCUUGACGGUGUCUGUGUGGUCAGAGCUGCCGACUGGAGCGGGACUGGGGUCGAGUGCUGCUUACUCAGUGUGUUUAGCUGCAGCUCUGCUCUGUGCAAGUGGAGCCAUACCAGCUCCUCUAAAAGAGUGGGAUCACACCGCCAGGUGGUGUCAGGAGGACCUGGAGCUGAUCAACAGCUGGGCUUUCCAAGGGGAAAUGAUCAUCCAUGGUAAUCCUUCAGGAGUAGACAAUGCUGUAGGUACAUGGGGUGGCAUGCUGAGAUUCUUGGCUGGGAAGAUAAUACCACUGAGCAGGGUGCCGUUAUUAAGAAUCCUCCUCACUAACACCAAAGUACCACGUAGCACCAAGGUACUUGUUGCCAGGGUGAAGGACAAAAUUAACAAGUUUCCCUCUAUCAUGACCCCUGUGCUCGACUCGGUUGAUGCCAUUUCCUGCACUUGUGAGAAAGUCCUCUCAGAGAUGACCUGUGAGCCCAUCACAGGAGAGCACUACAAUAUUCUAGAGGAGCUCAUUGACAUUAACCAUCACCAUCUGAACGUGAUGGGUGUGGGACACCCUGCCCUGGACACACUGUGCCGGGUCACGCUGACCAGAGGGCUCCACAGCAAGCUAACCGGUGCAGGGGGAGGAGGCUGUGGCAUUACACUUCUGAGACCAGAGACAGACUCCUUCGUUGUUCAGAGUACAGUGCAGGACUUGAGAGACUGCGGCUUUGACUGCUGGGAAACAAGUAUCGGCGGGCAAGGUGUCCAGCAGCACUCUCCUUUGUCUGUUAAGGAGGAAGUUCGGGAGUUUUUAAACCGAUACUGACACCCACCUGUGGCUAGAGUUUGCUGAACUAAUGAAGUGGACCAAGGGAAAUUUCACACCAAGAAGCGCUGGACAGAGCUGCCUGGAGAUUUUCCUUCCAACAAACAAUGUAAUCUUAAGUCUUGAAACUAACAACAAGUCAACUGCGUGUUGUGCUUUUGAGUGAAGCAUCUCAUGGAGUGUUUGCUUGUCAAAUGUACUCUUGGUUAAAAGCUUGUCUACUGAGCUCUUUGUCCACUAGAUGGCAUCCGAGUUGCACAAAUGAUUUCUAUGAAACAGGAUUUAGGGUAAGAGGCUCUGAUAAAAUUGAUUAAUAUGCAAGUGAAGCAAUGGCAGGAUUAAUUUAUAUUUUCAUCCAAAUGUUAAAUGCAGUAGGGCCAACCCAUCCUAAUGGAUUAGAUGAUCGUCAGUCAUUAAACGCUUACUCCUGACACUAUAACAUGCAAUAUUGUUGGAUAACUGCUAGAAUGAAAGUGAUUAUUUUAUAUGAAAUAUUUAAAAAAAAAAAAAAAAAAAAACAAUAAUGGAGAAAAAAUUUGAUUAAAAUAUUUUUUUUUUCUUGAGGGGCUAUCAGCAACACCCAGUGACUACUAUUUUUUUUUUUUUUUUUUCAGUCUUCAUAGUUCUUCAAAGAUGUUUAUGAAAGUAACUGCGCUUUAAUAUUUCUCUUCUCAUGAACAGUGUUGGUGAAAAUAUGUCUCUUUAUAAGUCCCGACCACGAAAUGAUAAUGUCACGAAUAUAUUUCGAGAAUUAUUCACAUGUAAUGUCAGACUUAACUCGAAUGAAUUAUCAUUAUCAAGACCGCUUAGAACAUAACUUAAGCACACUGCACACAUACUGUAUAAGGCUGCAUUGCUCUUUAAUUUUGCUCAACUUUUAACAUAAAUGUUGAAAUGUAAAAUUAUGCUAAAAUUCAAUUCAGUCUCUUUCUUAAAUAUGUAAUAAUUUGAUAAAAUAUUAUUCUUCUGUCA
Molecule: messenger RNA, 2447 nt
Organism: Xiphias gladius (swordfish)
Lineage: Eukaryota; Metazoa; Chordata; Actinopteri; Istiophoriformes; Xiphiidae
Gene: mvk
Product: mevalonate kinase
Exons: 10
Coding region: 291-1475 (394 amino acids)
Biological process (GO): isoprenoid biosynthetic process; cholesterol biosynthetic process
Cellular component (GO): cytoplasm
Molecular function (GO): mevalonate kinase activity; ATP binding
Source: RefSeq, a predicted model, not a curated record